Messenger RNA from Tachysurus vachellii, 2402 nucleotides. RefSeq lists its product as uncharacterized. Lineage: Eukaryota; Metazoa; Chordata; Actinopteri; Siluriformes; Bagridae. The record is from RefSeq and is a predicted model, not a curated record. Bases 342 to 2402 code for a protein of 686 amino acids. The transcript is spliced from 6 exons.
AGUAACGAACCCCAAGUUUGUUGUGUUGGAGGUGUCAUGAAAAUCAUUCUCCAGGUUCUUGUCCUAAUUUUAAGGCUUCUUUGAGUGGAAAACACUCUGGAGGGCAUGUACAGGGUUUUAAAGAACCCCAAAGUCGUAGUUAUCAACGAGGUGUAGUAUCUGCAUAUGAUACUCAACGACUUGUAAGGAAGGAUCCAGCUAGUAGCCGACAGGACAAAAGAAUUGGCCCUGUAGUUCUUAAACAGUUGGUAGUUGCCUUAACUGUGAGGAACUGCACUGGGAAAGCGCUUGUAGAUACAGGGGCCACCUACACACUAUUGCAUUUCGAUUUAUGGAACAAGAUGAAAGGACCUAAGGAACAACUUGAUGCAUGGCACGAAGGACCACUUUAUCUGGCUAAUGGUGAUGCUACUGUUCCUCUUGGGCAGAAAAUGCUUGACUUUUAUUUGCAUGAUUUGCAAUUUCAGGUUCCUACAGUAGUCCUUCCAGCUCAGAAACUGGUAUAUUCGGUGGUGCUGGGGUUAGAUUUCAUAGCGUUGACUGGUUUGCAGCUUAAUAUCAAAGAUCAGUUGUACAGUUUCUCCGGGGACCGUGAAAAUCGUGUUUUUCCCUUUCAGCCAUCAAUUACCUCAGGGGAUUCUUGGAGGUCUUGUAAACCACCUGUGGGUUGUAAGCCUACUGCUUCUCUUUAUUCCUCUGUUCCUCCUGUCCAGUUUGAAUGGUCAGUGAGUGAUUAUAUAGAGAAUUGUUUGCAGGAAAAAACUGGUGCUGAACUUGUUGAGCUAGUGCAAGGCAAGGUCAAUGAGAGUAAUUUACCAGACAGAGAGUCUCAUGUUCUUUUUACUCUUUUGUAUGAUCAUCCUGAAGUAUGUACUCCUACUCUUGGUAGAACUCAUAUGGUUCAGCAUAAGAUUGCUGUUCGUACAGAUGUGGUUGUUGCGCAAAAGCCCUAUAAGUUACCAGUACAUAAGAAGGCAGUAGUUGAGGAACAAAUUGACGAUAUGCUUUCACGAAACAUUAUUCAGCCGUCUCAUUCUCCUUGGGCAUCUCCUAUUGUUCUUGUCCCAAAAAAGGAUGGAGGUCAGCGGUUUUGCGUUGAUUAUCGAAGAUUAAAUGCUGUGAGUGAAAGUGAUGCAUUCCCUCUCCCUACUGUGGGUGAAAUUCUGGAGUCUCUUGCUGGAGCCAGUGUGUUUAGUACCCUUGAUCUUAACAGUGGGUACUGGCAAGUGGCAAUGGACCCAGACAGUAUGGCUAAGACUGCCUUUGUGUCCCCUUUUGGGUUAUAUGAAUUUAAAGUUUUACCUUUUGGGUUAAAGAAUGCCCCAGCCACAUUUCAAAGGCUUAUGAAUAGGGUGUUGGCUGAAUGUUUAGGACAGUGUUGUUUGGUUUAUCUAGAUGACAUUGUCGUUUAUUCAUCGAAUUUCAGUCAGCAUAUGCAAGAUCUCCAAAGGGUUUUGAAGUGUUUGCAAAAGGCAGGAUUAACCCUUAAAUUUGAGAAAUGUCACUUCUGUUUAACAGAAAUUAAGUUUCUUGGACAUGUGGUGACCCCUGAAGGGGUGAAAGCAGAUCCUGCUAAGACAGAGGCAAUCCAGAACUUCCCUGUUCCAAAAAAUCUAAAAGAACUUCAGCGAUUCCUGGGGAUGAGUGGAUGGUAUCAUAGUUGUCAACAGUGUAAGCCUGAGUGUUGUAAACCAGCUGGCCUGUUACAGCAGACUGAAGCAAAUGAACCAUGGGAAUUGCUCGGCGUGGAUCUUAUGGGCCCAUUGCCUCGUAGUACGCAGGAGUUGAGGUAUGCUAUCAAUUCUGCUGUUCAGGAGAGUACUGGAUACUCUCCAGCAGAGUUACUCUUGCAAGGAAGGUUGAAAGGACCUUUUGAGCGUGUUCUAGAACCACACCAGACCAGUCUCAGGGUUCUUAAAGAUUUGCAGGAGAUGGUAAAAAGGAACUUGUCUAGAGCUAAGGAGAAACAGAAACGUUUUUAUGAUGCUGGUCGUAGGAAUGUGACUUACUCCAAGAAGGAUAGGGUUUGGAUGAAAGCACACCCCCUUUCCAAGGCCUCUCAACAAUUUGCAGCUAAGUUUGCAUCAAAAUGGAUUGGGCCUUAUCGAGUUGUUGAAAAAUUAGGUCCAGUAAACUAUCGGGUUGUGCGUGAGGACAAUGGAGAGGACUUGCGUACAGUCCAUGUGUGCAAUCUGAAGCCUGCCUUUCCUGCCGCUGCAGAGUUGGAUUGUUAUUUCCGGUCAUGCCCGCUAGUGGAGGGCUUGAAAGCCCUGGACUGGGCCACUGCAACGUGGGACACGGAGAAACAGAGUGUCAACAUCGCCUUCACCUCCAGCUCUGUUUUUACUGCGGUCAAGCCGGACAUCGAUGCACAGAGAAGGCCGCUCCAUGCCAUUCUAUAG